AUGAUUUUAUCGAUGGUGAUCGUCAGUAAUACCGGUAGUGUAGAAGACAUUUACGGUGACUGGGUACCAGUUGCAUUUUAUCCUGUAGCCACGUACAUUCCAACGUGCUUGAAAGUGUCGUUUGCUAAAGUGUCGAAAGAGUUUCAAUGUUCGUGCCCGGACGCAAAAAAUACAACACUAUUUCUAUUCAGAGGACCUGGGCAAAGUGAUGAUAGCCCGAUGUUCCCUGUGGUGGUAGCAGACCCGACCAGUAAAAUAGCGGAAGCUUUAAAUGUCUCGUGCAGGUGUGGUCAGAUCCAAUACCGACACCGCAAAGUCGCGAAACAGAUUAACAAUAACUAUUUAGUGCUUUACGAGAUGCAGAACAAUGUGGUUUCUACUGCCGACAACGAACCGAUUUCAGCCCAAAUGUUUACUCGAGAAAUACCAACGUAUUUGGAACUGAGAUUUACAAUAAAAAGUAUUGACGACUUCAUAUAUAGAAAUGUCGGGAUUAUGUGCACACAAGAGUUUUUAGAAGCGGAGUCACGAUACAAAGUGCUACGGCAGCAAGGUCACCUAAGAGACCGAUCAGCUCGGUCACUACGCGUCCAGAAAUUCACUUACGACUUUGUGAAAUUUAUUACCAACAGUCUAAGUAUUCUUGAACCUUAA
Spodoptera littoralis (African cotton leafworm) is the source of this 654-nucleotide messenger RNA. The record is from the annotation of a GenBank genome assembly. NCBI's taxonomy places the organism in Eukaryota, Metazoa, Arthropoda, Insecta, Lepidoptera, Noctuidae.